AUGACAGCCAACUCGAAAGCGAAUUUUUCCUCAGUUUCGGACAUCAUUGGUGCCCUGCAAAACACGCUCGCUCAUUCACAAGUAAUCAUACCAGACCUCGAAACCCAGUAUCCUGUUAGCAAUACGAACUACUCUGCCUUCAAGCUCGAUUACCAGAACAUCAGUGCCAUCAUUACCAAACGCCAGCAGCAAUUGGAUGCAGUAUCCCACGAAAUCUCACGUUUUGAAACAGUCAUAGAUGGUAUCUACCAUAUUCACCAGCAACUAGUCGCGAAGAAGGACAAGAUCACUCAGUCCAUGAAUUCGCACAAGCGACUUGUAUCAGCUCUCUGGCGCUUGCCAGCCGAAAUCCUAUCCCAGAUUUUUGUUCACUGUCUCCCGAUUGGGUACCGCUUGUCGCCCGCGUUAGAGGCAGGUCCUACGCUACUGACAAAAAUAUGUCGACGAUGGAGGGAGGUUGCUGUGGAUAUGCCUAGUUUGUGGCAAGAACUAUAUGUGGGCACGGACUGGCAGCGGGCAGCUUUCUGUUAUGAGACAUGGCUCAAGCGAUCACGAGGGCGUCCGCUCUCGUUGGAACUCCAGUGUCACAAAAAUGACUGGACCGAGCUACGAAGUCUUCUUCAGCCCCACAUAAAUCAAGUCUCAUCUCUGUCUCUUCAUUUUUACACGAACGGCUUCCAACCUGAAUUUAUGGUAUCAGACUUCCUCGCACUUGAGGAGUUGACCGUAUAUUUGUGUUCUUCUAAUUCUGAGGCUCGCUUUGUCCAAUCUAUCUCGCAACCACCAUGCACUUUACGCAGUUUCACGGUAAUAGGGCCGUUCUUCAACAUGGAGUACGCCUCUACCUUCAAUCCCACCUGGGCCCGCCUCACAGAUAUCCAGAUCGAGCUAGAUGAACCAAAUGCAUUCCCCCAAUUGCUCCGUUUAUGCCCCAGUCUCCUCUCCUUGACAAUAUUAACAUCUUUUAUCGCCACGGAGGCCUUAGCGCCAUUCACGCACACCCGACUCCAAUUCUUACGGAUCGAUUCCGACAAUGUUUAUGACGGUGACACAGAGCAUCUUCACCUAUUCGAUACUCCCUCACUUCCCAAUUUGCGCGUUCUCGAAACUCGCGGUAUAUACCCAUGGCCUCAUGAGGAAUUCAAGGCGUUUUUGACGCGGUCAAAGUGUCCCCUGGAGAGCCUGACGUUUGGCUUCGAAGAGUCGAUAAAAGAUCACCAGCGAGCGGAAUACGUUGCCCUUAUUCCUUCUCUCAAAGAAGUACUAGUAGUGAGAUGA
Messenger RNA from Suillus subalutaceus, 1278 nucleotides. RefSeq lists its product as uncharacterized. The transcript has 3 exons. Gene Ontology annotation, molecular function: protein binding. NCBI's taxonomy places the organism in Eukaryota, Fungi, Basidiomycota, Agaricomycetes, Boletales, Suillaceae. Bases 1 to 1278 code for a protein of 425 amino acids. The record is from RefSeq and is a predicted model, not a curated record.